Molecule: messenger RNA, 3208 nt
Organism: Oryzias latipes (Japanese medaka)
Lineage: Eukaryota; Metazoa; Chordata; Actinopteri; Beloniformes; Adrianichthyidae
Source: RefSeq, a predicted model, not a curated record
UAUUUAAAUACAUUUUCUUUGUUUUUCUUAAAAUCAGUAGAAAAACUGUCUGCAGAGGCAGCCAUCAACAUUUGGUAAGCUUUAUUGUUGUAGAGAACCUAGCAUGGGGCCUUUCAGGGAUUUUUGAGUUCAAAACCCAUCGAGGCUUUUCGGUAGAAAAAGCCUCAUCAAGUUCCUGGAACAAAACUGUCAUGCGUUCAUUGACGGCUCUGACAUGAUUUAUUUUAGUAUUCUUUGACAGUGUUACCACCAUAUAUAGAUUAUCUAUUAAAAUGACUUUAAAAAUAUAAUUGUAAAUUCUAUUCUACAUGAGGCUCAAAAUUUGAUGUUUUAAAGUUUAAGCGGGUUCGGGUAGGGGAGUUUCCCGGGGCCCUGAACGCAGCAUUUCUCCUCCAGUCAGACGGAGCCAUAUGAGGUGAACCUGCUAUGCUGGCGGUCGGUGCAUUGUGCGGGUCAGCUGUCGGUUGAAAACGAUCUCUCGAUGCUGUUUCAUGCUAAUUGGCUAGUUAGCUAAGAAGGUGUCACCUCGGCGUUUGCGUUUAGCUGGUCAGCCGGCGGUCUAGCUCCGCUGAUGCUGCUAGAUGAAUUUAUUGUCUGCCAUGUCCAAGUCAUUCCGUUAUUUUUAGCUAACAGCGCGUGCUAGCGCAGGAAGCGGCGUUUAGCGGAGCGUGACUAAUUGUUCGUUAUUGGGGGGCGAAAAAAGGAAGAAAUGGAGCAGUGGAAGGACGCGGCCUCCCAGCAGGUGAAACUGCUCGCACGCCGCCUGAACGAGGAGCUGUCCAAAGGCCUGGGAUGGCUGCGUUCCGAGCUCGGGGUGGACCUGGGACUGAAGCCCGAGCUUAUUCCUCCAUGGGCGAUCGUCUUAGCCGCGUGCGCUGGUCUGCUGCUGAUGGUGGCUCUGUGGGCCUCGGUCUGCCGGGCUGUUUUCAAGAAACGUCCCGCUGUACGCCCUGCGGAUGACGGCGCUGGGAUCAAGCAAAGUGUCAGCAAGCCCGUGAAAUCCGACGAGCCAAAGAAAAAGAAGAAGAAGGCAGAAAAGAAAGCUCAGCCAAACGGGAGAGCUGUCCCCGAGCCGCAGGAGGAGGAAGCCAUAGCUUCAGAGGAGAUAGUGCCACAUCAUCACCAACCGCCCCCGCCACAGGGAAAGAGCGAAAAGACCGCGGAGGGAAAGAAGUCCAAAAAGAAGCCAAAACAGGCUGCAAAGGAGACCAAAAUAGUGACUGCAGACGGCAAAGAACCUGAAGAAGGCACGUGGGAAACCAAGGUCAGCAACAAGGAGAAACGUGAGCAGCGCAAGAAAGACAAGAGCUCCAGCGAUGGCUCAUCCAGUCCUGGGGGAGGGAACACCCCCGUGAGUGUUCCCCCAGAGCAGCCCAAGACCACCUCUGCCGGCAUCCCCGCGCCAACCAACCAGAAAAAGAAACAAGAGUCUGCACGAGUGAAGCCAGAGAAGGUUGAAGCUGCUGUUACUCCAGCCAACAGCAGUGAGGUAGUGGACGCAGCAGCUGCUAAAGGUACCUUAAAGGUUCGGGGUCCAUCGCACAACGUUCCCUCCAAACAAGCCUCCUGGACCGCCUCGAUCCAGCCAGCGCCUCUGUGGCGGUCAGGGAUUGACGAUUCCUGGACUGUGAUUGACAGGCCGAUACAGUCCGCAGAGCUGAAUCUGGUGUCUUUGGCUCGCCUGGGAGUCGGUCCUGCUCAGCCUCAGUCAGUGAGCAGCCUGUCAUGGGUCAGUCAGCCCAGAGUGGAAGACGAGUGGUCUGGAAUCAAUGGAGCCUCGUCCGACCCAAGCUCCGACUGGAACGCUCCUUCUGAAGCCUGGGGCAACUAUGAGGAGCCCACCACCGAGACUCCUCUUGCUCAGGAGAAGCCCCUCCCUGAGUCGUCCAAGUUCAUUCAGAUCGGAGCUGCUGAGGAAGAUGAAGAUGAGAAGGACAAAGGAGAUGGGAGUAAUGAUGGAGCAGCUAAGACUAAGAAAAAGAAAAAGAAGAAGAAGAAAGCGGCUGAGGAAGGAGGAACAUCUGUUCAGGUCGAGGAGCCGGUGAAGGAGUCGACUCCUGCAGUGUCGAUGAAGAAGCAGCCGUCUGUGAAGGAGACGGCUGCUGCUGUCCCGCCCGUCAAAGCAGCUGCUGCGGAGACGAGAGGCGAGAGAUCAGUGAAGGACGCCCCACCCCCCAUCACACAAGUGCCACAGAAGUCCACCGAAGGAGAACCCACUGCCAAGCAGAACAACCUUCCUACUCCAACACUGCAAAAAAAAAACCUGAGGAGAGUCAAGCUCCCAAACCAGCAAAGAAGAAGAAAGCGAGGAGAGAAACAUGAGGGGUCCACUCUGACGCCACUUGUAUGCAAAAGACUUGAUGUCCGGUUUAUGCAACACCUUCUCUUGACUUGGACAUGGAAAUGAGAUGUUCCUGGGGGGACUGUGCCUCCAGAUCUGUCCGGAUAUCCUUUUUUUUUUUUUUACAUAUUGUUCAUCAGUUUCGGGAUCACUGAAACUGAGACCAGCUGCGUUGCAUUUGAAUGUGACGCAGUGUUAAUGAUUAAGAACGCCUCCAAUCUUCUGAUUCCUGCUUCUAAUUCAGCCGAAUCAAAUAACUGAAGGAGCCGCAUAGUCGUCCUUAGACUGUAGAAAAAAACUGAUCAUGGUUAGAAAUGUUUUUGUUGUGAUGGUUAACGAAUGACUUUUACUGUGUACGGAAUGAAAACGGUUCUUCAGGUCAGACCACGCUGGGCCCACACACUGACCUGGCCUUUGCUUUCUGAGCUUUGGUUUUGCUCAGACCUCUUUGGCAAAAUGCAGCUUGUUAGGAUGGAAAGAGCGGGAAGAUCAAACAUUGUUUUAUGCUCGGUGUGAUGCAAACUUCUGUCGUGUAAAUGAAUAUUGUCGGGAAUCAUUUCCAGCCGCAUCGCCGCCGCCGUCGUCGUCGUCGUCUGCAGUGCCCUGCGGUCCACGAACUCUGACCCUGGUCUGAAAGGACGCUGCAGCGGAGAGCAGCAGCUGGCUUUGUGUUUUGUGACCGUUUUUAGGAGGACGCCAUGGGACCGGAUUACAAACCUCCUCGUCCCGUUCUUGAUUUUUUUCAUCACUAGUCGAUUCGGAAGUCUGCAGAAUCUUUUGUAAACUUGUUUGUAAUAAAAAGAAAAGCUAAAGCCAUAUGUAAAAAUAACAAAAAAAUGAGACUAAAUAAAGGCCAGUUUUUCUACC